Rasamsonia emersonii CBS 393.64 is the source of this 1506-nucleotide messenger RNA. RefSeq lists its product as uncharacterized. The transcript has a single exon. The record is from RefSeq and is a predicted model, not a curated record. NCBI's taxonomy places the organism in Eukaryota, Fungi, Ascomycota, Eurotiomycetes, Eurotiales, Trichocomaceae. The coding region runs from base 1 to 1506 and encodes 501 amino acids.
AUGCUCCCUCUGCUGUUUCUCUCUCUCGCCGCUCUCGCCUUCGCCAGCAGCCCAGCCGACACUGGACGCAUCCGCAAUGCCAACCACAUCUUCAACGCCAUCCACUCGUCCAUGAGGCAAUGGGGCGGCUCCUGGUACCACAACGGCAUGUCCUUCUUCCUGGCCACCGUGCCUGCCGGCACGCAAUUCUACCACGGCACCGACAAGUCCGAACCCGUCAACGGCACCGAAUGGCUUGCCUUUGAGCCGGAGCAUGCUCUGGCUUUUGCUCGUCCCAGGCCCCGCGGUCAUCCCCCGGGAAAGGACCGACAGGAUCGACCAGCCAGUAAGAGAAAGCUGCCGCAGAAGAGGGAGCAGAAACCACUGCGUGGUGGAAAUGUCGAGGGCGACGACGAAGCAGGCUUCCUCCACACCUACGUCACAGCCAAAGACCUGCGUCUGCUCUAUCUCGACGGCCUCUCCGCUGGCAAAACAGACAUGGGCACCCUCGACUCGCAGGACCGCAUCCUGCUGCGCGACAACAUCACCGGUCCCGGGUUCCAGGAGUACGAGCGCGCCGCGCUGGCGUGUCAGAUCGCGCGGGACGACUGGCACGGCCGCAUCGAUGGCAUCCUGCGCAUGGAGGCCGGGUUCGAGAUCAUCCUCUGCGACUUUGCGCGCGAUCUACACGUCGUGCGGAUCAGUCGCGUCAAAGGCGGACGACGAGGAGGUCCUAGACAAGGAGUUGAGGGCUUCUCAACGUACAAGGCCAUCGCGGCACGGUUCAACGGGAUAGGCGGCGGCAGGGUGCGGGUGAAUUACGACCAUUUCGUGACGGCGUACACGUACGAAGACCUCGACCUCUUUCAGGGAGGGAAGAACGAACUGCCGCGUCUGGCGCAUUUCUCGUACGACGAGCUGGAGCCGCUGAGGAAAGACCUCAGCCGUCUGGUGCUGGAGCACGACGCGGCCGAGCCGUCGUUCGACUGGCAGUCCAUCGCCGACAUGAUCAUCGAGCGCUACUCGAACGAGCUCAAGUAUCUCGCGUCGGGGAAUCUCUCGUCCAUCGAGGCCUUGCAUGCGGAAAUCGAGACCCUCCUGGCCCCGUUUAUAGACUAUGCUCUGCGCAACGCCACCGCAGAGGCGGAGCGAUGCGCAACGCAGUUCAUCCCGGCCAGUGCACCAAGCGAGACCCUCGCCGCGCGCGUGGUAUAUGACGUCGCGUACACCAUCUGCUCAACUCUGCGGUCUGUCCUAGACGAGGAGGACCACGGAACUGCCGUGGCAAGUGUCCAACAGCUCAUCGACUACCUAGGCUGGACGACAUGGAAGGAAUGCCCUCAGAAAUGCCGCUACAACGAGGUCUGCUUCAUCCCCAUCUGGCCGUCCGGCACGGUCGAGGAUCGCGAGCAUCCGCAAUGCCGGGACAGGCCGUCGUCGGAGGGGGAGCGGUAUUGGCGCGGAGGGCCGGGCAGAGGGCCUCCCAGGGAUGGAUUCGAUAAGCAUGGGCAUUAUGAUGAGUUGUAA